Messenger RNA from Vigna umbellata (rice bean), 1046 nucleotides. The record is from RefSeq and is a predicted model, not a curated record. NCBI's taxonomy places the organism in Eukaryota, Viridiplantae, Streptophyta, Magnoliopsida, Fabales, Fabaceae.
AUUCCAUGAUACUGAAAGAUCUAAUGGAAGAAAAACAGUUGAAUUUUAACCAGCCACUGUUAUCAGUGAGGCGUUUCUCAUCAACAGUGGCCAAUGAAGCAGACCGCAGAAGCAAAACUGAUUACAAAUUAGCCAGACUUCCACCUCCUCUUGCUUACCAUUCAGAGUUAAAGUCAGUUCCUGUGAGGAAUGCUGGAACUGUGCCUUUUGUAUGGGAGAAAGCCCCAGGAAAACCCAAAGAUGAAAGCAAGUUACAGACACAAGCUGCCGAGCAGCCUAUUGGGAGAGUAUCAGAAAUCAAGCAACAAUCAGUUACUGAGAUGAGAACCGGAAGCUCCUUUUUUUCCAACUCUCAAAGGGUUGCAUCUUUGGAUAAAAGAGUAGCAAAAUAUUCAAAAGAUGGAAAUAUGAAGAAGGAAAGUUCUUAUUCAGAUGAUGGAGAUGAAUCCUAUAAAGAUUGUCUCGACACACUUUCCAGGAGUGAGUCAUUCUUCACGAGCUGUAGUUUAUCUGGUUUGAGUGGCUGGGAGGAACAAGAGGCUCAAUCAUAUGGGAGUUUCUCAAGUGAUCAUCUACAAGCUCGUGAUUUCAUGAUUGAUAGGUUCUUCCCUGCAGCAACAUCUGAAGCACCACAUCAUGUGUCCAAGAAGGAGCUUGUUGGACAAGAACAACAAAAACAGAAAAAGAGAGAAGCGAACGUAGAAGAAAGUAUUGACUGCAAUGAAUACGAAAAAUGCACAACUACUACUUGUGGGCUAUUUCCUCGGUUCUGUCUUUUGAAUCCAAUACCUGGAUUAACAAUGGAUAAGGUUCAAAGAAAAGCGGCUCAUCGAAUGCAUGCUAAAUCAGGUGCUUCUUACAUUGGAUCUACAAAAGGGCAAGUUAGAACUACCUGUGGGUUUAAAGCAAAAAAAGAGAUUUUGGAUACUCUAGUAAAAUCUAGACAUGGCACCGAUCCACAUCAAAGAGUUCGCAGAAAAAUAGCAUCCUCUGAGAGCAGUCAACAUGAUUAUGAAAGCCAUGUUCAUGAGAAAACAAUAUUCUGA